This is a messenger RNA of Soboliphyme baturini, 420 nucleotides long. NCBI's taxonomy places the organism in Eukaryota, Metazoa, Nematoda, Enoplea, Dioctophymatida, Soboliphymatidae. The record is from the annotation of a GenBank genome assembly.
AUGACGUCAGCUCCAGCAGAGAGUGCUGCCUGUGCUGAAGCACCUGAUUCGUUGAUCAAGAAAUUGUCAAGAGAAGCAGCCAAGAAAGCUUCCGUUGCUUCCAUCCUGGAUUCACCUGUGCGUCAUUCUUCCAUCUGUGAGACGUUCGAUUACGAUCUACAGAACGACCUAAACGAGGAGCCGCUCAUAGACCAGGAAGUAAUGAAAAGUUGGAAGAUCAAAACGGCAACGGUCCUUAACGAGGUUAUGAUGCAAAGGUCGUCCAGCAGCCGUCUGGUGGUGUUGAAUUUGCCGCCUCCCCCCACAAACAAAUCCGAUCUUCCGGACUACAUGGAACACUUGAAAUGUUUGACGGCUGGACUACAUAAAGUAAUUCUCGUAAGGGGCAGCGGAAAUGAGGUCGUUACGAUGUAUUCUUGA